AUGAUACUCACGCUCAUACGCGCCAUACAGGACUGGCGGACAAACACAAGCCGUCUAUACGUUAUCCUGGUGAACCACAACAUAUCCUAUUAUGCAUGUGGUCUUCUAGCGAACAUAUUCACGUCGCUGCUCCUCGAGUACUCUUACCACAGCGUGUUAUACGAUUUUCAGUUCAUGAUCCUUGCAAUCCUCGCCACACGCAUGCACCUCCAUCUCUGGCGGACGAACCGAUAUCCACACGGCUUUACUAGCAGCCUCGUGGACAUUCCAAUGUCUGACAUCUCAUUUGCAAAUCCCAUGCUGUGA
Suillus plorans is the source of this 306-nucleotide messenger RNA. RefSeq lists its product as uncharacterized. The transcript has 4 exons. Lineage: Eukaryota; Fungi; Basidiomycota; Agaricomycetes; Boletales; Suillaceae. The record is from RefSeq and is a predicted model, not a curated record. Bases 1 to 306 code for a protein of 101 amino acids.